Messenger RNA from Miscanthus lutarioriparius, 726 nucleotides. NCBI's taxonomy places the organism in Eukaryota, Viridiplantae, Streptophyta, Magnoliopsida, Poales, Poaceae. The record is from the annotation of a GenBank genome assembly.
AUGGAUUAUGAAGCUAGCUUGCACGAUGUCUUGGAGCGCUUGCUACAUGAUGAAAGUGCAAAGCCAUGUGCACUGCCACUAUCACUUCUAAGAGCCAUCACAAAUAAUUUCAAUGGUGCUUGGGAAAUUGGAAGGGGUGCGUUUGCUGCGGUUUACAAGGGUGUGCUUCGAAAUGGAACAGUCGCUGUGAAGAUGUAUCAACUGCAAGAUUUUCAUGAUAAAAGAUUCCAUAAUGAGCUCAGUUGUCACAUGGGGUUGAAGCACAAGAAUAUAGUCCGAUUACUGGGAUAUUGUGCUGAAACACUGUCGGAGAUGGUGGAGUACGAGGGAAAAAUGAUCUUGGCAGAAAAGCCUGAAAGGGGAUAUACGGCACCUGAAGUCUUAGAUAAGGGAGAGGUCACAUUGAAGGCGGACAUAUACAGCCUUGGUGUUCUAAUCAUGGAGAUACUGACAGGGCAGAAGGAAUAUUGCGUAGUAGAGAAUGUACUCGAAAGCUGGGCUGACAGAUUGGGAACAUCACUAGAAGACACGCGCUUGGAACAAAUACGAGUAUGUGCUGAGAUUGCCAUAAGUUGCUGCAACCUUGACCGUAAGAAGAGACCAGAUGCAGGGCAUAUAAUCAAGAUGCUCGAUGAAACGGAAAGUACGGAUCAGUUUACCGAACCUGAUGAAAAGGAAUCUGUGGACGAGUUUAAACCUGAUGAACAGGUCAGUGUGCCCAGGUGA